CGCAACGACAUACCUAAACACUGCUGGCCCCGUUCGAUUCGGGAAGAAAACGAUGUUACACCUUCGCAGAAGAAAAAGCAGGAAAUCGACAGAUUCAGAGCGGACGACAGUCUGUUUAAACCGAGCAUAAAGAGGAGAAGUCUUUCGAUGACGUAUUGGACAAUUUUGCCGAAAGAAACCCGGCUGAACAAUCGCUACAUCGUUUUCCGUCAGAGUAGGCUGUUUCACAGUGACAAGCCGACUGAAGUCUCCAUUUCUGAAAAGGAGUUGUACCUGUUAAACCAGACCGUCCCGAAAACGAAUGAAGUGGGGGAAUUGCAUCUUACAGGCCAGAAACAGGUUAUGCAUGGUUCGCGACACAAAACACAAGACCGAACCGUCCAGGUCAACCACAAUCACACUGAAGGUCAGAUCCGCGCAUUAUUUACGUCAAAUCACCCUGACCAUCACAGGGCUCAAGACCCCUGAGUUUACCUACAGAGUUCGAUUGGAAGUGUGCACGUCACCUGUGAUAAGGCAUGAAAACGUGUGCUACUGAAAAAGAAGAGCACGUCCAGCUGAUUGAAAUAACUUUGCGGGAGAGCGAACUACUGGAUAUUUAUCACGCGGUCAAACAUGUUCUGACAGCCAGCGUAAUAUGCGGUUGCGACAGCUGUCAUAUUCCACGCCCGACGAGUCUGAUGUCUAAAUACCAAGAUGACAAAACAGCGAUGCGCAUGUGCGAGGACAUGCCCAGCGGGAGAGAUUGGGGGUGUUCCCCCACUCACCAGCCAGAGCACGAUGAAGAGAGUUCUGAUCUAGACCUCGUGGAACGUAAAAAAAGCGGCGAAAAUGACAUUUCAGAUUCGACCAGCGCCAGCGAGGUAGAAGAAGAGGAAGAGGAAGUCUCCGGCGUGACCGAUCUGGACAGCGAUGAAUUUAUCGUGGUGGACGAGGACGGCUUACAAAGCCGACCUUCUUCGCCGGCUGACAUCGAGCAGCGUGAGAGAGAGAACGCGAGCGCUUUCUCAGGAACGGGGUCAAAAGGUCACUGCGAGGAACCUCUUGACGCCGGCGCCAGCUCGGAAAGUCAGAGCGAGAAGCCUUCGGACCUCAGUCUGAAGGACCGAGCCACGAAAAUUGUGGAAUUUAUCUGGGCAAGAGCGAUCAUCCUGGCUGUUCGUCAAUGGGUUACGAGAGAUUGCGCUGGGUGUCAAAUUGAACACCCAUCACAGAGACAGCACAGUUGCGUGGAAGGCGUCCCCGUAAGAUUUCUGGACAACGAGUUAAAGCAGAAGUGGCUGAAUCUCAUUCCCGCUUGUGAAUUGGAAAUAAAAGAGUCUCUAAAGCAACACUUUGAAUUAAAAGAACCUCAUGAUGGUUUUGUAAUAAACAUUUUGCGUAGAAUUUACACGCUGACGCAGGAAAAAUUGAGUGAAUAUAACCCGCUGUCCGAGUACCUGAGCAGAGAUCCGUCCGAAAUUCUGAGCCGGUUCUACAUGCGGCCGGAUGAACCUCUGAACAGCGCUGCGGAAUCAACGGCCGCCGACGUGUGUAAAAUUCUGAUGGGGUCUGAGGAUGACAGAUCGGUGUAGUGAUUCGCGAGAGAGAGAGAUUGUGUAUUUGUACAUAAGACAUUUAUGACACCGAUGUUUUUUGCUGCUAGUAAGUUUAUACAUUGUAUAUUUUCUUUAUUAGACAAACCAUAAACAUUAUUAUUAUUAGAAAAAACUGGGACCUUUUUGUUUUAUUAAAAAACACCACGUUUUUCAUUUAAUAUUUUAGU
Messenger RNA from Colossoma macropomum (tambaqui), 1765 nucleotides. RefSeq lists its product as uncharacterized. The coding region runs from base 519 to 1574 and encodes 351 amino acids. The transcript is spliced from 3 exons. The record is from RefSeq and is a predicted model, not a curated record. NCBI's taxonomy places the organism in Eukaryota, Metazoa, Chordata, Actinopteri, Characiformes, Serrasalmidae.